GCUGUAGGGUAUAUGAUGUCCACUCUGCGCAAAAAGAAAGGGACACGAGCCUGUGGCGUCAAAGAGCAGCGGAGGAUGAUUCAGCGUUUGCAUGAAGAAUUCAAAGCUUUUGUGAACAACAGAUGGCUUGUCUUUGUGUGUGCAAUGUGGGUUCAAUCAUGUGCAGGGAUUGGAUACUUGUUUGGGAGUAUAUCACCUGUGAUCAAAAGCGCCAUGGGUUACAACCAGAGGCAGGUGGCUAUGCUUGGUGUGGCUAAGGACUUGGGUGAUAGCAUUGGACUUGUGGCUGGUGCUUUGUGUGAGGUUUUGCCCAUUUGGGCCAUUUUGCUGAUUGGGGCUCUGCAGAACGUUGUUGGGUAUGGCUUGGUUUGGCUAAUAGUUGUUCAAAAAUUGCCUGCUUUGCCUCUCUGGGUGCUCUGUAUUGCUGUAUUUGUGGGGACAAAUGGUGAAACCUACUUCAACACUGCAGUUCUAGUUUCAUGCGUGCAAAACUUCCCAAAAAGCCGGGGUCCCGUUGUUGGGAUACUGAAGGGAUUUGCUGGGUUGAGUGGUGCAAUUCUGACUCAGAUUUAUCUUAUGAUCAAUUUCCCUACUGAAGCAUCACUGAUUUUCAUGGUUGCAGUUGGGCCACCAAUGGUUGUAAUUGCUUUAAUGUUCAUUGUUAGACCUGUAGAAGGGCACAAACAAGUCAGGCCAUCUGAUAAUUCAAGCUUCUUAUUUAUCUACAGCAUCUGCCUUAUACUAGCAGCUUAUAUACUGGGAAUGUUGAUACUUGAGGACAUAGUUGAUCUGAGUCAAACUUUAAUCAAGUUACUUGCUACUGUUCUGAUAGUUCUUGUAUUGCUUCCUAUAGCAAUUCCCAUUCUAUUGGUUUGCUUCUCUGAACCAAGAUCUCGAGUAGAAGAAAGUCUUCUUCCGGAAGCAGAUAAACAAGAAGGAGGUAUAUCCAGGCAGGAGCAGGAUGGAAAUGAGGUCAUUCUAAGCGAGGUUGAAGAUGAAAAGCCUUCAGAUAUGGAGUCACUUCCAGCUUCAGAAAGACAUAAGCGAAUUGCUCAUUUGCAAGCUAAACUAUUCCAAGCAGCUGCAGAAGGAGCAGUGAGAGUUAAGCGGAAGAAAGGUCCACGCAGAGGGGAAGAUUUCACUUUAAUGCAAGCAUUAAUUAAGGCAGAUUUUUUGCUUAUGUUUUUCUCUCUCAUACUGGCUUCUGGAUCCGGUUUGACGGUUAUUGACAAUCUGGGUCAGAUUUGUGAAUCUUUGGGAUAUGAAGAUACAAAUAUAUUUGUAUCAAUGAUCAGCAUUUGGAACUUUCUUGGUCGUGUUGGUGGUGGCUAUUUUUCAGAAGUUAUCAUUAGAAAUUUUGCCUACCCAAGACCAGUGGCCAUGGCUGUUUUUCAGGUUAUCAUGGCUAUUGGACUCUUUUAUUAUGCAAUGGGAUGGCCUGGACAAAUUUACGUUGUGAGCAUUUUGAUAGGACUUGGCUAUGGUGCUCAUUGGGCAAUUGUACCUGCUGCAGUCUCAGAACUGUUUGGAUUGAAGAGUUUUGGGGCCUUGUACAAUUUUCUCACACUGUCAAGUACUGCUGGUUCUCUAAUAUUCUCUGGUGUUAUUGGUAGUGGCAUAUACGACUAUUAUGCAGAGAAACAAGCUGGAAUCCAACAGCUAAAUUCAGGAUCUAUGCGCACUACACAUCUUUGGGAGGAAUCACUUACUUGCAAGGGUUCCAUCUGUUAUUCCCUCACUUGUGGGAUAAUGUCUGGUGUUUGCAUUAUUGCAGUGAUCCUGAGUUUGAUUGUGGUUCGUCGGACUAGGAGUGUAUAUGCUCAGCUCUAUGGGAAGACCAAUGUUUGAGUUACAGGAGAAGCAACUCAAAAUUGCUUCCAAUUCACUUAAAUAUUUCAGUCACUACGAUAUGGCCAAGCAUCUUGCUUAGCAUAGAGAUACAGCCUUUUGUUACUGCAUAAAGUAAAAACAAUGAUAGUCUUUUCAUUAAACAUCCUUGCACUUGCAACAAAUUGUCUUCCUUCAUUUUCUGGAAGCCCUUUGCACCUGUGGUUCAAUUUGUAAGCAAUGAUCAUGUAACAUUUUGUUUUCAUUACAUAGUGAAAAAACAAAGAAAGGAUCAUUACAUGAUUUAUAAAUUGACCUAUUUUAUUAAA
Molecule: messenger RNA, 2156 nt
Organism: Jatropha curcas
Lineage: Eukaryota; Viridiplantae; Streptophyta; Magnoliopsida; Malpighiales; Euphorbiaceae
Source: RefSeq, a predicted model, not a curated record